AUAGUUGUUGUUGUUGGUUUUGUUAGUGGUGAUAGUGGCCGUCAGAUGUUUUUCCUCUGAUAAAUUUUCUCUAGAACAGCAAUUUUCUUGUCGUCUCGUCGCCUUGUUUUUAUUGCUGGGAGAGCAUUUCAAACGUUUACACGAUAGGAAAUACAAAAGUUCAGUGCUUACGUGCUUUAAGUAAAUUUUGGCAAAAUAUGGAACAAAUUUCUAAAGUUUGGUUAGGACCACUGCCAGCAGAUUCGCCCUAUGUAAAACCUUUUCGACUAUAUUAUGUACAAAAUGGCAAAGAGAAGAAUUGGGAUUUGUUAAAGGUGCAUGACAGUGUGUCCAUAGUUCUGUACAAUACCAGCAGACAGAAGUUGAUAUUUGUGAAACAAUUUCGUCCUGCCGUCUUUCAUGGCAUUGUGACCACAGAUGGUGGCAAUGUUGAUAAUGUGGAUCUAAAGAAAUAUCCACCCUCUUUGGGAGUUACCUUGGAACUAUGUGCAGGCAUUGUGGAUAAGGAUAAAGGCUGGAAUGAAAUUGCCCGCGAGGAAGUGUUGGAGGAAUGUGGCUACGAUGUGCCUGUGGAAAGAGUUGAGGAGGUUAUGACAUACAGAUCUGGUGUGGGUUCUCAAGGUUCAAAGCAGAAAAUGUAUUACUGUGAGGUCACUGAUAGCGAUAAAAGCUCUAGCGGUGGUGGAGUUGACGAUGAACUCAUUGAUGUCGUUGAACUCUCUUUGGAGGAAGCCCGUCAAAUGGUACAACAGGGCUCCGACAAUAAUAGUCCUCCCAGCUGUCUAUUGGGCGUUAUGUGGUUUCUCAUGAACAAAGCUCCAAAGAACUGAUUGAGGCCAUGAAGCAAGCUUUACUCAUUUACACCAGAAUGUAUACCAAAUUUAAUUGUACUCUAACUAAGCAAGAGGCAGGCAGGCACCAUUUAGUUUUAUUCUCACUUUCAAUAAAUACACUUUGCCCACUAUUACUUCCUAGUGAAAAGAAGAAGCCAUACAUACAAGAUGGUUUUUGGCAUUCAUUACAACGCUUUAUUUUACAUACAUACAUACAUAUAUAUAUGAUAAUAUGAAAAUUCCAAGAAAAUGUGAUUUAAAUAAAACCAUAAUAAUUGAUUAGAACAAAGCGA
This is a messenger RNA of Stomoxys calcitrans (stable fly), 1126 nucleotides long. Its product is annotated as uridine diphosphate glucose pyrophosphatase NUDT14. Lineage: Eukaryota; Metazoa; Arthropoda; Insecta; Diptera; Muscidae. The transcript has 2 exons. The record is from RefSeq and is a predicted model, not a curated record. The coding region runs from base 198 to 830 and encodes 210 amino acids. Gene Ontology annotation, biological process: ribose phosphate metabolic process; nucleoside phosphate metabolic process. Gene Ontology annotation, molecular function: metal ion binding; UDP-sugar diphosphatase activity.